UCACUUGCUGUUGGGGGCAGCCGGGUCUGGGUAAUGCGUGCGUUCGUGUCAGCUCAGAUUUCGGAUUCCAGCCUUUUUAACAUCCCUGAAGCUGUUUAUUUUCACCUUGGGAUAGGGCUACAUUUAUGACGUUGGGUGCGAUGAUAAGAGGCAACAACGGCAAAGACAAGCAGGAGAAGCCGGGAUGCGGGCGGCGCACUCCCACCUUCAUGUCAGCGGAGGACCUGGCUUCGGGUCGGAAGAGCCACUGGCAGGAGCUCGAGAUCACGGGCAUGGUGCGUAACAUCAGCCCGACGGUGUGGCGUCUGAAGCACCUGACGGCGCUGUACAUGAGCGAGAACUCGCUGGUGUGCCUGCCGUCCGAGAUCUGCCACCUGACUCAGCUCUCCUACCUGGACAUCUCCAACAACAAGCUGCGGCGGGUGCCGGCCGAGCUGGGCGAUCUGGUCAACAUGCGGGAGCUGCACCUGAACCACAAUCUCCUGCGGAUUCUCCCUUACGAGCUCGGCAAGCUGUUUCAGCUGCAGGUUCUCGGGCUAAAGGUAAGCCAAGGCGUGUGGGUCGAUCCGUUCUUCCAGGGGGGCAACCCGCUGGGGUCGGAGAUAAUGACGGUGUACCAGGAGCAGAACGGCACCCAGCGGCUGCUCACCAUGAUGCUCAACAACCUCGAAGGCGACUGA
Molecule: messenger RNA, 680 nt
Organism: Pollicipes pollicipes
Lineage: Eukaryota; Metazoa; Arthropoda; Thecostraca; Pollicipedomorpha; Pollicipedidae
Product: CCR4-NOT transcription complex subunit 6-like
Exons: 6
Coding region: 126-680 (184 amino acids)
Cellular component (GO): cytoplasm
Source: RefSeq, a predicted model, not a curated record